CUUCGCGGGAGGCUGGGAAUCCGGGGCAGGCACUGGCCCGCAGGGAUCCGCCGCCCUCCGUCAGCGCGUCCACUUCCGUCCCGGCGGGAGGCGCCUCCGCCCCGCCCGCCCCGACAGUCCCCGGGCACGGCGGGCCGUCUCCGCGCGGGGAGAACGCAGGCUCCGGGCGGCGGACAGCCCACCUUCAAUCUCUGCAAUGGCUAAUGAGGCUCACCCUUGUCCAUGUGACAUUGGGCACAGGCUAGAGUAUGGAGGGAUGGGACAGGAAGUUCAAGUCGAGCACAUCAAGGCUUACGUGACCAAGCCCCCCUUCCACACGGGCAAGGCUGUGAUCGUCAUUCAAGAUAUAUUUGGCUGGCAGUUGCCCAACACCAGAUACAUGGCUGACCUGAUCGCAGGAAAUGGAUACACGACCAUCGUCCCGGACUUCUUCGUAGGUCAGGAGCCAUGGCACCCAUCUGGGGACUGGUCCACCUUCCCGGAGUGGUUGAAAACAAGAGAUGCCAGGAAGAUUGAUAAGGAGGUGGACGCCGUGCUGACGUUCCUGCAGCGGCAGUGCGGCGCGCAGCGCGUCGGCGUCGUGGGAUUCUGCUGGGGGGGCGUGGCCGUCCACCACGUGAUGAUGACGUACCCCGGGCUCCGGGCGGGGGUGUCCGUCUACGGCAUCGUCAAGGACUCUGAAGACGUGCACAGUUUAAAGAACCCCACGUUGUUCAUUUUUGCUGAAAAUGAUGCUGUGAUUCCCCUUGAGCAAGUCUCUUUGCUGACCCAGAAGUUGAAAAAACACUGCAAAGUGGAAUAUCAAAUUAAAACAUUUUCUGGGCAAACCCAUGGCUUCGUGCAUCGAAAGAGAGAAGAUUGUUCAGUGGAAGACAAGCCCUAUAUUGACGAAGCAAGAAGAAAUUUACUUGAGUGGCUGCACAAGUAUGUUUAGCUGUGGCCAAGUGUAACUUCCUCAAAACAGCUUGCUUGCACCCAGAAACGGGCUUUGGGGUAUUUGGAUCGUUUGAUUUAAUUUUCACUUUAUAUGAGCUAGGGAAUCCUGAAACUCAUUAUUUCCUCUGUUAAUGCAUGAUAUAAUUUAACUUUUAACAUGUUAAAAAAGCCCCUAAACAAAGAAUUUGAAUGAUAGGGUAAUAUCCUAACUGUAAGAACCUAGGGCUGCUGGGGCGCCUGGGGGGCUCAGUCUACAGCUCGGGUCAUGAUCCCGGGGUCCUGGGAUUGAGCCCUGCAUGGGGCUCCCUGCUCAGUGGGAA
Messenger RNA from Lontra canadensis (Northern American river otter), 1256 nucleotides. It is a transcript of the gene CMBL, whose product is annotated as carboxymethylenebutenolidase homolog. The record is from RefSeq and is a predicted model, not a curated record. The transcript is spliced from 6 exons. NCBI's taxonomy places the organism in Eukaryota, Metazoa, Chordata, Mammalia, Carnivora, Mustelidae. Gene Ontology annotation, molecular function: hydrolase activity. Bases 197 to 934 code for a protein of 245 amino acids.